Molecule: messenger RNA, 1569 nt
Organism: Nilaparvata lugens (brown planthopper)
Lineage: Eukaryota; Metazoa; Arthropoda; Insecta; Hemiptera; Delphacidae
Gene: RpL23A
Product: 60S ribosomal protein L23a
Exons: 4
Coding region: 239-1117 (292 amino acids)
Biological process (GO): translation; cellular response to oxidative stress; ribosomal large subunit assembly
Cellular component (GO): cytosolic large ribosomal subunit; ribosome; cytoplasm
Molecular function (GO): rRNA binding; structural constituent of ribosome; glutathione disulfide oxidoreductase activity
Source: RefSeq, a predicted model, not a curated record
UAUUUAGGCUGAAAUGUAUGAUCUCAUAACAUACCUAUAUUCUUGGUUUUCCUCAUUAAUGAUAUAAGAAAUAUUCUCAAAAUAUUCAUUUUAAUAUAGAAUAUCAAAUUUGAAAGUAUAGAUCGUCAUAAAAUUGAAUUUCUAAUUUAACAAAUUCUGAUCAAGUAGGUUUCAAUUUUUCUGGUAGCCAUUGCUGUGACGUCUGUAUUCUUCCUUGUGUAUCCGGUUCUGUAAUGCGAUGGGUCCUAAACCGAAACCUGCAGGCGACAAAUCCGGCGCGAAAGCCGAGAAAAAAUCAGAAAAGCCGAAAAAUGAAAAGAAGCCGGCGACUGCUCCGGCCGCUGCCGGUGGAAGUUCUGCGGCUGGCUCGUCUGGAGCUGCAGCUCCCAAGGCUGCAAAAGCUCCUGCAGCUGCUGCCGCGAAACCAGCGGCUGCGAAAGGCGCUGCGAAGCCCGCUGCAUCUAAAUCAGCAACAGCUGCAUCUGCUAAGGUGUCUGCAAAGCCUGGGCCAGGGAAGUCUGCUCCUGCUGCGAAGGGAGCUGCUAAGGGAGCAGCGCCUGCGGGAAAGUCAGCGAAGAAGGGAGCAGCAGCAACAGCCAAGGGCGCAGCAGCCGGCAAGGGAAAGCCAGCAGCCAAGGGCGCAUCGAAGCCGGCCGCCGCUGGCAAGAAGCCAGUGGUCAAAACCGUCAAGAAGGUCGACAAGCCAAAGCGCGGUGUGGACCCCAAGUCACAGAAGGGCGGCAAGGUCGUGAAGGUCCAGACUCCCGUCAAGAAGGCCCUCAAAAUCAAAAUGAAGGCCGCAGUUGAUCCAGUUGUGAAAUGUGUUGAAGAAUUGAUAGCCAAAGAUUUCGUGGUCAUUUUUUCAAAGACAAGAUGCCCUGCCUGCAAGUUAGCAAAGGAUAUAUUCAAAGAAUUGAAGGAAAAGUUCACUGCCAUUGAGCUUGAUAAGAGGCAUGACGGUGAUGCGAUUAUGAAUGUGCUAUGCAAGAUGACCGGCGCGAGGACUGUGCCGAGGGUGUUUGUCGACGGGGAGUGUAUUGGCGGGGGAAGUGAUGUGCAGCGCAUGUACCGAACUGGCGAAUUGGAAGAACUUCUCUACGAAGACUGCGAAGAUUGAUUCAAAAUUAAAUACAAAUAAUAGUAGAUUUGCUAAAAUGGAAGUGUUUUAUAUAAAGUCGAAUACUAAAAGAUAUUGAAAAUUGUCAAACAAAAUUUUUCAAGAUAAUGAUAUUGAGAAUUUUAUAGCAUGACAUACAUUAUCCAAUUUAGGUUAGAUCGAAGAUGAAAUAAUUUGAAAGUAAAUUUAUUUAUUGAAUCAAAUGAAUUCAAGUUAAGAUCAGAAAAUUGAAGUGUUUUAUAAAGUCAACUAUGAAAAGAUAUAAAAAUUGUGAACAAAAUUUUUCAAGGUAAUGGUAGUUGGAAAUUAGCAUGGAAUACAUCACCACCCACACCUAGGUUAGAUCGAAGAUUAAAUCAUAUUUGAAAGUAAAUCUACUCAUUGAAUCAAAAUUAUUGAUUUUUUUAUAAUGUUGACAAAGAAAUCAUUGAAAAUUGUCAAACAAUUGUUUU